This is a messenger RNA of Sinocyclocheilus grahami, 2604 nucleotides long. RefSeq names its product fibroblast growth factor receptor substrate 2-like. The record is from RefSeq and is a predicted model, not a curated record. Gene Ontology annotation, molecular function: transmembrane receptor protein tyrosine kinase adaptor activity; fibroblast growth factor receptor binding. Lineage: Eukaryota; Metazoa; Chordata; Actinopteri; Cypriniformes; Cyprinidae. The transcript has 8 exons. Gene Ontology annotation, cellular component: cytoplasm. Gene Ontology annotation, biological process: fibroblast growth factor receptor signaling pathway. Bases 424 to 2304 code for a protein of 626 amino acids.
UCUUGUCGCUCCAGCAGCCCUCGUUGUCUGCCUGAACUCUCACCCUGGUGGUCGGGAAAUGUCAACGAGAGGCCCGUGCCGCAGCAAGGGGGCGUUACGGGGAAAAAACAAUUGGCUUUAUUGUUAUAUUUUCACGCAAUUCGCCUUUUCUUAGUCUUACCACUAGAGUAAGCAUCAAAAACGACCAGCACGCCGACCGCCAAGUCCGAUCCGCCGUGGACUGCUGUUCUCAUCCUUCAUCUGUCUCGUCUCGUAUUGCAAUCAUUGCCAAACAUGAGAAAUGAAACAUUUGUGCACUGGGACUGGAUGCUCUUACCAGCAGACCCCACUUCCGCCAUGACACCCAGCAGAGGAUUCUGGGAUUGACGCAAGCAUCACUCCCACUGAUGGCCUGGACCAGGUUUCAGCUGGCCUGCUGAAGCUAUGGGGAGCUGCUGGAGCUGUCUAUACAGAGACACUAUCCGAGACAACCAUCUCAACAAAUUUAAGGUGACUAAUGUGGACGAUGAGGGAAAUGAGUUGGGCUCAGGAACCAUGGAGCUCACACAAACAGAUCUCAUUCUGCACACGCGCAAACGUGAUGCCAUCCGGUGGCCAUACCUUUGUCUGCGCCGAUACGGUUACGAUUCCAACCUCUUCUCUUUCGAGAGUGGCCGUCGUUGUCAGACAGGACAAGGGAUCUUUGCAUUCAAGUGCUCUCGUGCAGAAGAGAUCUUCAACCUGCUGCAGGAGUUGAUGCAGUGUAACAGCAUCAAUGUAGUGGAGGAGCCUAUGAUCAUGACCCGGCCCGGGCAUGUGCCAGAGAUGGACAUGCCUCGAACUCCACAGACACCCAAUACCCCUGGAUUCCCGAUGCAGGGUUUUCCUAAUGGAUACCCAGGAUACCCAAUCAGUGCAGACUCAUCACAGCCCUCUCUCACCAACGACCACAGACACAGCCUCAUGGGACUGGAUGACCAAACCCAUACGUAUGUGAAUACAGUGGGAAUGGAAACUGACCUCUCAAGCCGCCACUGUGUCCACUCUCUGCCCGAAGUGCGGCCCACCACCUACCCAGAAACCUCAACUACCACCACCAUACGUGGGGGCCCAGUCCCAGGCCAGCCCAGCAUGCACUGCUGCCCUCUGGACGACCCUCACAAAGACCCUCAGGUCUUCCUCCAGCCUGGAGCCCAGGAGGUGAAGUUCAUGUUGGGUCCGACCCCAGCACAGCGCCACCUGAUGGAAAGAGACAGAGACCGCCACGUCACUCACCCGCUUCGAGCGGCAGACUGCAGCUCCGAAACAGAAGGAGAGGAGACUCCAUCUGUACACAUGUGCAACACACACUCUUACCACCAUUGCCAUCAUCUAAUGCACCGACACUCUAGCAUGGAGCCUUGCCCAGAAAGCCAGCUGACGUACGAGAAUAUCAACGGAAUCCGAGGGGCACGUAGGCAAAGACUGAGUCCGAGCACUGUGUCUCAAUCUCAGUCUUUGGGCUCCAGUAGCAGUAGCAGCACCACCGGUGAUUCCCGCACACAUACACAUCCGCACUCCCUCCCGCUCACACACAUGCACGCUUCCUCGCUGCCUCCGCAGGUAUACGGCUGUGACCGGGGAAUGGGGGUCAGUGGUCAUCGGCGCACCGCGUUGCUCAACUAUGAGAACCUUCCGUCGCUUCCCCCGGUUUGGGAAUACCGUGCGCUUCAGCGUGAGGAAGAGGAGGAUCAGGAUGAAGACGAGGAUGAGGAUGAGUAUGAGGAGGAAGAGGAAGAAGAAUAUGAGUAUGAGUAUUCUGAAGGGCCUGCAACCCCAAACGGAUACCAUCAGGAGAGUGCCGGCAGUGGUGGGAUUCAUCGCGAUGCCCUGCAGAACUACGUCAACACUGAACAGCUACAGCCUUCAACACGUCUCCGUCACGCUUGCCCUCCCCACCCUCACCCGCCUGAGAGGGCCAACCGGGUUUUCAACUUCGACUUCAGACGUCAGCGAGCGGGACGUGGCAGUGCCACCUGUGAGCAGCACAGCCGUCACCCACUUCCUCCUCCCUCUCGCCAGCUCAACUACAUCCAGGUGGACCUGGAGGGUGAGCCCUCCGGUUGCUCAGGACACGGAGGAGGGGCUCCGGUACCACAGAGACCUCCUCCCCUCAAACGUGGCAUGGCUGCCACCGCAGCGGCUCCGUCCUCCCGCCGUGGAGAAUGCUAUGCCGUGAUCGACCUGAAGAAGACAGCAGCCAUGUCAAACCUACAGAAGGCUCUCCCUCGGGAUGACGGCACCUCACGGAAGACACGCCACAACAGUACCGACUUGCCUCUGUGAGAGGGGAAAGAGAGUUACAGGUAUGACAGAAAUGAAAAUGAGGGAAAAUGUUCAGGAAAGAGAGUUUUGGUGGUAUUUUCCUCCCACCAUUAUAGUGAAGCCUCUAUUUUCUCAUUUUCUACACUCAUACCAACUGCUGCUUGAUGAAAUAGUAACUCCAUUGAGCCAAACACUGAGCAUUUUAUUUAUUUUUUUCUCGCAUUUUGCGUGGGAAGGUUGGGAGAUGAUAGUUAACUACUUAUUACCGUGAUUUUGGGUUGCUGUCUGGGCUUUGGGCCAAAGAAUUAAGUUCAGAAAAAA